AUGACGAAAACAAUACUGAAUGUUCGUCGAGUUGCCGUCAUUGGCGCUGGGCCUGCAGGUGCAGUCGCGACAGAUGCCCUCGUCAAGGAGCAGGCAUUCGACACAAUUCGAGUUUUUGAGAGACAGGACGUCAUAGGAGGAACAUGGGUUCACACGCCUCGAAAAGAUUCGCGCAUCCCAUCCUUACGGGACUUGGUCGAGCACCGCGCGGACAAGGGUAUCCAAAUCCCCCAGAGUCUACCCUGCGAGACCGAGCGAGCGGAAGAGAUGAGCUCAUACCUUCACCGGUUCUCAGAUACUGGAGCCCACGUGAACCUGCACAGCAAUCUGCCACCUAGUGUAAUGUGUUUCUCGCAGGAACCGAUUCCAAAGAUCUUGUCGGAGGGGACGUUGUCACAGUAUGGCCCAGACUCGCCGUUUCGGCAUCGCGAAGUUAUGCGCGACUGGGUAGAAGACGUGUUCAAGCGAGGCAAUCAUGAACAUCUGGUCGAGUUCGAGACCAGUGUUGAGCUGGCUCAGCACACAGGACAAGAGUGGGUGCUGACGCUGCGCAAAUCUGCCGCUGGAUGUGAGACAGAUUACUGGUGGCAGGAGAGAUUCGACGCCGUUGUAGUUGCAACGGGGCACUAUUACCUGCCCAAUAUUCCGAAUAUCCCAGGGAUCGUUGAAUACGAUGAAAACUAUCCUGGUAGAAUUAAGCACAGCAAGCACUAUGAGACGUCCGACGAGUUCAAGGGAAAGCGGGUCAUUGUUGUCGGAGGAUCAGUCUCUGCAUUCGACGCUCUCCACGACAUUCGCCGAGUCUCUAAGUUGCCCAUCAUCUCAUCACUCCGCAAACACUCACCAAUAUUUGGAGAAACACCAUUCACCCACCCAGAAAUCGAAAACCAUUCCGAGAUAUCGUCAUUCGACUCGGAAACCGGAGCAAUUUAUUUCGCUGAUGGAGCUAUCGCUCAUGACGUGGACGCCAUCGUCUUUGCGACAGGAUACGAUUUUAGCUUCCCGUUUCUGCCAGACCUGGGACCAGUUCAUAAGCGUGUACCGGGCCUAUAUAAACAUGUCUUCAAGAUUGACAAUCCAAGUCUCGCCUUGAUCGGCAUGGUCACAGGAGGCUUCGGAAUCCGCAUCUUCGAAUGGCAAGCCGUCGCCGCAGCCCGCGUUCUCGCCGGACGAGCAUCUCUCCCAUCGCGCGAAGAAAUGGAGAAAUGGGAAGAGGAUCGACUUGCAGAGCGCGGAGACGGAGGACCGUUCUGGACACUGAUGCCUGACUUUGAGACGCACUUUGAGCAGCUCAGGGAGCUUGCGGGGGAACCAGAGCCCGGUACAACAGGGAGAGUUUUGCCGAAGUACGAGUCGGCAUGGGCCGAUGUAUUUUGGGACUUCAUCAACACGAGGAUCGAGUGGUGGAAGAAGGAUCAAAGUCGGGCAGAGCAAUCUUUGGGGUAG
Molecule: messenger RNA, 1446 nt
Organism: Aspergillus japonicus CBS 114.51
Lineage: Eukaryota; Fungi; Ascomycota; Eurotiomycetes; Eurotiales; Aspergillaceae
Product: putative dimethylaniline monooxygenase
Exons: 4
Coding region: 1-1446 (481 amino acids)
Molecular function (GO): N,N-dimethylaniline monooxygenase activity; flavin adenine dinucleotide binding; NADP binding
Source: RefSeq, a predicted model, not a curated record